Messenger RNA from Nannospalax galili (Upper Galilee mountains blind mole rat), 1102 nucleotides. RefSeq names its product chromosome unknown C11orf65 homolog (gene CUNH11orf65). Bases 1 to 972 code for a protein of 323 amino acids. The record is from RefSeq and is a predicted model, not a curated record. NCBI's taxonomy places the organism in Eukaryota, Metazoa, Chordata, Mammalia, Rodentia, Spalacidae. The transcript is spliced from 9 exons.
AUGUGGUAUGGCGAGAAGGCUCUGCAGGACCUUCGAAAGCCUGAGAAAAAGGUAGGAGAAUUUACAAAGCAGGAAAUUGCUGCCAGAAUCAUUCAGAGGGCCUGGAAAAAUUUCCUUAAUGUUGCUGUAUUCCAACACUUUAAAAGUCUGAUUGAUUUAAGGAGACAAGGGGAGCCUCGACAAAUACUGAGACUUAUCAAUCCUAAAGAGGCAGAGCUUCUAGAUGCUGCUGCUGGCAUUCAAGUCCGAUUCAGAUUGGGUGGGGUUAAAUUUCCACCUGAGAUAUACUAUAAAAUUUUUACUCACAGACACAUUGAAGACUUGUGUGCUAACAGCCCUAGAGAUUACACAAAACUUCCCUCAAAGCAUACAUCCCAUAAUAAAGAUGAUCUGCCUCAGGAAGAGGAUCGCAGUGGCUGGUAUCGGCGAGUAGAAAACAAUGGCUGGAGGCCUGUUUCCCACAGAUUUUGGAUACCAGCUGGAAAUGAAGUGUUGGAAAGCACAAAGGAAAGUGAAUUUCAUUUCUCUAAACUGAAGAGAAAGCAAGACUUGGAAAAGAAGAGAAAAAUUAAAAAAAUAGAAUGGAUGAGGCAAAUGUACUACAUGGGAAGCCUGGAGGCCAAAUCAACUCAUCAUGAAACUCUAGGUUUAAUUCACACAGCAACAAAAGGGCUAAUAAAGACGAUUGAAGAUGGUGGGGUUGAUUCUGUGAUGGAAUGGGAAGUGGACGAAGUGCUCAACUGGACAAAUACACUCAACUUUGAUGAGUAUAUUGCUAACUGGAAAGAAACUGCUACAAGCAACUCUUCAGUGCACUUAAAAGAUUUCAGGCUUGCGCCAAUACAGAAAAGUCUAUUCCAAAACUGUGGAGCUGUGUCAGAGACGCAAGUAGAAACACCAUACGAGGAUUUCUAUGAACAGGUUUAUGUGAAGCCACAGUUUACUAGAUUGACACCGGAUUCCACCUUCUGAAUGCAGUCAGAGAGAACUUUAUUUUCUUUUUUGAGCAGGGGCCUUUCAAGCCCUGUAUUUAUCAGUUAAAGCCAAGAGACUGCUUACUCUGAUCACAGUAACUUAUGCAUACAUUCUUUCUCCAAAUUUA